CCCUCCAUUGUUCAUAACGUGGUUUCUUUUCAUUCCAAGUGGCCCUAUCCACAAACGAGAGGCUUGGACGACCUAUAAAAGCCAACUUCUCAGGGUGACCGCACUCACUGUAUUACCAACCACUUGGCGGUGAAUUCGCAUCGACAUUUUGGAAACUGUACCACUUGAAAAUAGAUCAACAAGAAUGACAAAACCCAGUGAGCACAUAAAACGGCCCAUGAAUGCAUACAUGGUUUGGUCGCGUAAAGAGAGACGGCGCAUCGCAGAGGAAUGCCCUCGAAUGUUGAAUUCGGAAAUAAGCAAGCGGCUUGGACUUGAAUGGAACGCACUCUCGCCUGAAGCGAAAGAUCCGUACGUAAUAGAGGCGAAACGACUGAGGGAACAACAUAAGAAGGAUCACCCAGAGUAUAAAUAUCAGCCUAAAAGGAAGCCUAAGGCUACACCCAAGUUGAAAACGCAAAGUUUAAAUCCUUAUGGCUAUCAUGAUAUGAGUGGGAUGGGAUAUCCGCCCUCUUCGUCGCUUUGUAGCCCAUUACCGCCAGGCCAUUUGGUGCCUUCAGGUCCUAUUUUUAGCAAUUGCUCAGGAAACUGUACAUUAGCGGAGCCUCCUCCGCCUUACCAUUUCGCUCCUCAUUACCCGGUUGUGCAGCCUAUGACAGAAAUAAAAGGACCUUGUUCGACCCAUCUACCGCUUGUUGGCAGAGAAAUAUCUUGCGGACCUCCCAUAGCUUACUCAAGCCAUCAUCCAUCUAUGUCGCAUUCUAUGCAAGUUGGACAUGUGGUUCAUCAUCGAAGCGUUUUACCAGAAUCCUCAUCCUUAGUUCACGCCCCAACUGCCAUUGACAGCAGAACGGGCAUCCCAAGAUCGUCCAUGGAUUUUGUUAUGAUGAGACCUGAUGUUGGAUAUUAGUGAGAAUUGCUCUGUUGUUGUUCCCAAGAUACGCAGACAUCAAAUUUCACCUAGCCGAGAUGUUCAUUUCCAUACACUAAU
Pocillopora verrucosa is the source of this 991-nucleotide messenger RNA. RefSeq names its product transcription factor Sox-14-like. Gene Ontology annotation, molecular function: DNA-binding transcription factor activity, RNA polymerase II-specific; RNA polymerase II cis-regulatory region sequence-specific DNA binding. The record is from RefSeq and is a predicted model, not a curated record. Gene Ontology annotation, biological process: anatomical structure morphogenesis; regulation of DNA-templated transcription; cell differentiation. NCBI's taxonomy places the organism in Eukaryota, Metazoa, Cnidaria, Anthozoa, Scleractinia, Pocilloporidae.